Molecule: messenger RNA, 2149 nt
Organism: Hippopotamus amphibius kiboko
Lineage: Eukaryota; Metazoa; Chordata; Mammalia; Artiodactyla; Hippopotamidae
Gene: CCDC43
Product: coiled-coil domain containing 43
Exons: 5
Coding region: 55-729 (224 amino acids)
Source: RefSeq, a predicted model, not a curated record
CCCGUCAGGCACUGCGGUAGGCGCCCUGGGAGCUGUCAGGGCCCUGGCCCCAAGAUGGCGGCGCCCAGCGCAGUGGCCGCUGCUGCCUCUGGCGAGACCGAUGGAGGGGGCAGCGGCUUUGAAUCGUGGCUGGACGGACGGUUGGAGGCUCUGGGAGUGGACCGAGCCGUUUAUGGCGCCUACAUCCUGGGUGUCCUGCAGGAGGAGGAGGAAGAAGAGAAGCUGGACGCUCUGCAGGGUAUCCUUUCUGCUUUCCUGGAAGAAGAUUCCCUCCUUAACAUCUGCAAGGAGAUUGUGGAACGAUGGUCGGAAACUCAGAAUGUUGUCACCAAAGUGAAAAAAGAAGAUGAGGUCCAGGCCAUUGCCACCCUCAUUGAGAAGCAGGCACAGAUUGUGGUGAAGCCCAGGAUGGUGUCAGAAGAGGAGAAGCAGAGGAAAGCUGCGCUCCUGGCCCAGUAUGCUGAUGUGACAGACGAAGAGGACGAAGCAGAUGAGAAGGAUGAUUCAGGUGCCACCACAAUGAGCCUUGGUUCUGACAAAUCUCUGUUUCGAAAUACCAAUGUGGAAGAUGUCCUCAAUGCCCGAAAACUGGAGCGAGACUCGCUUCGGGAUGAGUCCCAAAGGAAGAAGGAACAGGACAAGCUGCAGAGGGAGAGGGACAAACUAGCCAAGCAGGAGCGCAAGGAAAAGGAAAAGAAAAGGACACAAAGAGGAGAGCGAAAGCGAUAACCUUGGUUCCCUCUAUCCUUUCUCCUCAUGAACUUGGUCAAAGGGAGAACUGGUUGUGUACUUGUGUAUUUAAGAGAAAUGAGAAAACAUUGCAGUGGUUUCCGAAGGCAUUUCCCCUUUUGUUUACAUGGUCAAAAGGAAAAUCACAAACACUUCUAAUUACAAAAUGUGCCAUGUCUCUGCGGUGUUGGGUAAUCAGAUUAUUGUAGUUAAUGUCUGUACCAAAGACCUGGAAUGGGGGCAACCUUUGUAUUUUAACACUUAAGUCCUGUAUUCCUUUUGGCCACUUUAAAAAGUCUUCCCUCACUUUGGAUAAACAGCAGGAAUAGUACGAAAGCUGACAGUUUUUGUCCUGAAGGAGCAGAAUCGUGACAACUCCUUUCCUGAGAUGAAAUGAGUGUCAGUUGCUUCAGAAGUAGUAUUCACCUCUAAAUGUAUUGUUUUAUGGCUCCAAUAGCAAGCUAAUGAAGAGCCCUACCUGGAUCCAGACUGUAUGUUACAUAGCAACAAACUAGGAAAAUGAGAAGUUAUUUGGUGGAUGUUAUACAUUUGAGAUUUUUUAAAAGUUUCAGCCUAUGAUGGUAGGAAACAAAGUGUCUUUUAAUGAGAUGGUUAUAUAUUUUUUGUCAUCUAGGCUGUGAUUUUAAGAAGGAUGAGUCAGUAUUGAGUGCAAGGGUAUCACUGUUAGCUAGAUUCAUUUUCUAUAAUCAUGAGUUCUCUUGAGUAGAGAUUUUAAUCCUGAUCUGCCCUAAAACAUAUAAGGACCUGAUAAUUACAGGUUUAGAGAAACCCUUUUAAGGAAGAAAUGCUGGAAAUCUCUGCUAACACAAAGAUAUUUAAGAGUGUGCAUAGUAGGUGCUCAUCAAAUUUAUUGAAUGAGUGAGUGAAACGGAAAAACUGCUUGGGAGAGUCAAAAUUGAGCAGGAACUCUCCUCCAUGUCUACUUUUGUCAUAGGCCACAUUUGGUUGUAAAUAGGCCUUUCUCUGCUUCAGGCAGCAGACUGUCAAGAAGCCUGAAGACAGCCAUUUCUCUGUCAAGACAGAAAGCAGAUAUUUUAUACCAGGGGUGGGCAAACAACUGCCAGCAACCAAAUUUGGCCCAGUCUGUUUUUGUAUGGUGCAGGCUAACAAUGGAUUUUACAUUUUUAAAGCGUUGUAAAAGAAAGAAUAUGUGACAGAGACCUUAUAUGACCUUUAAAGCCUAAAAUAUUUAUUUACUACCUGGCCCUUCGGAGAAAAUGUUUGCUGACCUCUGUUUUAUACCAUUAACUAUGAGAUUAGCAAAAUUUUUUACCUUUCUGCAGAAGGUAAAAAGCAUGGUUAAGGAAACAAUGUGUCACCUCUAUAAACUCCUAUAACCGUGGCAUUGCAAAAUUUUUGAAAGAUAAUCACCUUUUUAAAAAAUAAACUAUUUAAAUCA